UGCAAAAAUUACAAUGUUAUAUAAUUAUGAUUGCUGAUAUUACAGGAUCCAUUACUAAGCACAGCAUGGAAUUACAAACAUCACAAGUAAAUCAUAGUACCAGUUCAUUAUCACAAGUGAUAUGUGACCGUAAUACCAUUGGACCCAAUCAUAGUCAUCACUCAAGCUCACAUAAUGUGCAGCACUUACACCAACCAACGUCACAUAGUACAUCUGCACUUCACCUACAUUCUUCACCUGCUGGGCCUUUAUCAGCAACAUCAGCCCAACACUUAGCUCAAAUACAAUCGCAUCAACACGAAAAUCCAUACUCGCAAGCCAUUCAAAGUGAUAAUGAGAAAAAUAAAGUACACAAGCUAAAUAUUUACAUUGGUAGUAACGGGUGUGAUGAUGAUUUGGGGACUAGUUCUUUAACAACAAAUAAUCCGAUAAGCGCUGAAUCUUCAACAAAUUCUUCAAACUUUAUGCAGCAAACCGCGGUAGAAUGGUUAAACGCAAUGAAUGAAGCUCAAACAUCUGUCGAAGACAACCAUAGUUCGCAAGGAAGCUUAUCUGGCGAUGGUCACGGUGGUGUAAAUCAACUGGGUGGCGUUUUUGUCAAUGGUCGUCCACUUCCCGAUGUGGUGCGUCAACGCAUCGUUGAGUUAGCACAUAAUGGCGUCCGUCCUUGUGACAUAUCACGGCAAUUGCGAGUUAGUCAUGGAUGUGUAUCUAAAAUAUUGUCAAGGUAUUAUGAGACUGGAAGCUUUAAAGCCGGAGUCAUAGGGGGUUCCAAACCUAAAGUAGCCACUCCCCCAGUUGUGGAUGCAAUUGCUAAUUAUAAACGUGAAAAUCCAACGAUGUUCGCUUGGGAAAUACGAGAUAGACUUUUAGCGGAAAGCAUAUGCUCGCAGGAUAAUGUACCCAGCGUGUCAUCAAUUAACAGAAUUGUUCGAAACAAGGCCGCAGAGAAAGCAAAGCAUGUUCAUCACCAUCAACCACAACAACAUAACAGUAGCUGUUCUGCAGGUAACAGUGGCAAUUCCAAUCACAAUGCAGUAGACAGUGUGGAAAACAAUGGCAAUGAUUUGAGUCACCACCAAAAUAGUUCUAAUAACUCAAGUAUUAACACGACAUCAGUUAUAGCACAUGCACCGGCCACCACUGUUGCAGCAGCGGUAACACAUUUGCAACAACACCAGCAACAGAAUAUUCUUAAUACAGCGGCAUCAACCACAACACUUGGUGGAAAUGGCAAUAAUAGUCUCAACGGCGUAGAACAUCGAUCGACAGGAUAUAGUAUAAAUGGGAUACUGGGUAUACACCACUCUACAGAUCCAAAUGGCAAUUGUAUUAAAAGAAAACGUACCGAUGAUCAUGACGAAAAUCGAGAUGUUAACAUGCCUUCAGAGGACGACAUAAAGAGGCAACGAAUAGCGUACAGUGGUGACCAAAUCUAUUCGAAUAUUUGGUCUGGGAAAUGGUGCAUCAAGGAUGAGCAUAAACUCCUCUCUGAAUUAGGUAGUUUGACUACGAAUAGUAAUACAUCCUAUUAUGACACCCACAAUAACUUUCCUGCAACAGGAGCCGCAGGAAACGAUGCAAUGAUUUAUGACAGUAUUACAUCAAUAUCGCAAACUCAAAAUUCGCUAUACACACCGUCCAUAGGUGCAUCCAUUGCAGCUUGCGGGUCCGUUGUGCCUACCACAGACUACACCUAUAAUCCGGCAUAUUCUCAGUAUGGAUCAGCGUAUGGGUCUUAUGGAUAUACAGCAGGCACUGGUCUCCUAAAUUCUUCUUACUACUAUGAUGGGAGUCAAAGUCAAACAACAGGCGCAUUAAAUCAAGAUAUGCGAUCGCCUUUGGCAGCCACCCGUGCUAACUCUUUGGCAUCUGCUGCAUCGCCGACUGGAAGUGCCUGCACGAAAUCGGAAACAUCAGACAUAUUUUUGGUAUAGUAACUUAAGAAAUGUAAAAAAUGGAAACUAAAACACCACACAUAUAAUCGAAAAUAAUAAUUGUAGCAAUAAUACUAACUUUAACUUAUAUUUAAGAUUAUAGAAGGAACAUUUAAAUUACAAUCACGAACUUAAAUGUAUCCUGUUGUAUUUUUGCAUCCCCGCAAAUAUAUUAAGAAGACCUAAAAUCUAAUAUUACCUUCGGCAAUGUCAAAUAAGGAUAGUAUCUUUCAAAGCGUACGAGUAGAAGUUCCGCCAAAUAACCUAAAAGCUCCCUUACUAAUCCAUAUGUACGGCAGCUGCUAACUCUACUGUGUAUAAAAAAGGAGGCCCGUUAAAAAAGGAGGUAUUUUCAUAUGCAUACAUAUACUUAAACUACUUCAUGAGGUAAAUGUAUUUAACACCUAUAGAUAAUUUCAUCAGUAGACAGAGUCCUUGAAGUAGUGUUACUUAAUUCUACAAAAAUUAUCUACUACUCUAAAUACGUAGGAUGUCAUUACCGAGUUUGCUUAAAAAGUCAAUUGUAAACUUUUGUACAAAUACCAAACACGUUUUUAAUAUAAGUUAAUAUAAGAAUGAGUUCGACAUUUCAUAGUAUAAUUGUGCCUAGCACACUUCGUAUCAUUACACUAUAUCAUCGUUAUUUACGCAGCACAAAUCUGCAACGCACGGAACUGCGAUGAGGCAAAUAUACCCUGCGCGAUAAAAUAUAUGACCAUUAAUGCUAUUGUUUAGAUAAUUUAGAGAUAAUAAAAAAGGACAGAGUUCUUUAGGAGUUGCUUUACAUACAUAUGAAGAUAUAUUAUCUCUGUUUCUCUUUGUCGACCACUGACGUAAAAUGAGAAAAAUACUCUCGAGUAUUCAGGAAUUUAAAUAUAUUAUAUAUAUAUAAAAUAGGGAAAUUCAACAGCGAAUUAAGGGGUUACAUGGGUUUUUUUUGGAAAAAGGUCUGCCAAAAUUCCAAUUAGAACUUUUUUGUUUUUCCUUCGCUCAAGUACGAGUUUAUGGUCUUAACUAAAACACAUAAAUGAUCCUGUCAGGAGUUAUGCUGACAACGCGGACGCACCUUUUCUUCGAGAGGUCACCGGAAAUGAAAAAUUAUUCUUUAAAUGUGUAUAUUUAAGACAGAAAAAGAUUUGAAUUAAAUAAAUAAUUUUUUAUAUAAAAAAAAAUAUUGAAAAUAGGCCGUUUUUUACCCGACGAAACCCAUGUAACCCCUUAAUACUUGUAUAACAGUUUGUCAUUUUGUCAAUUUAGAAAAGUAAUUGUUGGUAUUGAAUCGUGCUAUGUGUACGAAAUCUAGCUUCUACAUAAUUACAAAUUACAUUUACAUAAAUACAUUAUACCUGUUUUCUAUUAGUACAAGUGCCCGUUAAGUUUUUCGUGAUUGGUUAACGACUUAAAUCAAUUUUUUAUUUCAAUUAUCUCGACCUCAGUUCAAUUAUAUCCCCUAAAAUUAUUCAAUAUAGUUCAAUUACAUCUCAAGUGUACAAACGAACAAACACAAAAUUAAAUUACCUUGUUCUAAUGACAUCGGUUCGACUCAACUGAGAGUCUGAGGUCACACGUAAAAACCUUUUAUGCUCAUUAUCGGCAACUUCUGUUUUGAUUUUGCCUAGUCAGUUCACAUGGCCAUUUCGGAUCGGGUAACUAUCUGCUAUUCCCUUCAUAACAUAUUCUCGAAAUCGUGUACGCUUCAUUUACGCGGUGCGUAUUUCUAUCCUUAUUUUCAAAAUAUUUCCGUUAUAUAUAUACAUAUUUGCAUAUUCCAUACAAAAAAUAUAUGACAAAACUCAUAUUUAUGAAUAUAUUGUAAACCUUUUUCAGAAGUUGGAUACAAUUGCAACCAAUCAAAGAAUUUACAAUGAAAAGGAAUGCCGAACUAGGUAGCAGCGAACGCCCAUCUUAGUGCCUUUCCUCGUCGCCCCCUCGCGUACAAGUUUUCUCAAAUUAACAAGCACGAAGGAAAAUGGCUUUUUAUACGCCAAACUUUUUUGAGAACAUUUAAUUCCACAACAACUCCUGUUUUUAUUUCGCAGGAAUUUUAUUUUUUUUUUAAAAAAAGCAUGAUGUAAUGGAACUACUUGAACGUGUAUGCGACUAACCUAAACGUAGCUAAUAGUAGAGGACUAUCUAAGAAUGACUUUUAAAAGAGUCUAUUUCACCGUUAUCCCACAACCCACCGAAUUCUAUCCCUGCAUAUAAUUUACUCUAUUGAACUAUUCAUUUCAUACAGCAACAUUUUGCUAAGACACUUUUUGCCAAAGAUAUUAUCGAUUUGACAAAACCGGAGUUAAUAACUUAUACAGGAUAUGUAAUAAAUUGAUACUCCAGAACAUGAAAUAUAUAAUAAGAAACAAGUAAUAAAGAGCUAAAUUCGAGUGUAACCGAAUAUUUUAAGUUCUAGCAAUAUCCAAGGAUCAUUACUAUAUUCUGCUUCAUGUCCGAAAUAUUUAUAUUAAAAACAACCUAAUCGACUCACUGAGGAAAAAGUCAACAAGAACAAGUAAGGAAGGGCUAAGUUCGGAUGUAACCGAACAUUUUAUACUCUCGCAAAGUCAAAUAG
Bactrocera oleae (olive fruit fly) is the source of this 4503-nucleotide messenger RNA. It is a transcript of the gene sv, whose product is annotated as paired box protein shaven. Gene Ontology annotation, molecular function: RNA polymerase II cis-regulatory region sequence-specific DNA binding; DNA-binding transcription factor activity, RNA polymerase II-specific. Gene Ontology annotation, biological process: anatomical structure development; regulation of transcription by RNA polymerase II. NCBI's taxonomy places the organism in Eukaryota, Metazoa, Arthropoda, Insecta, Diptera, Tephritidae. The record is from RefSeq and is a predicted model, not a curated record.